AUGGAAAGUUCAUGGCGAGUUGCCGAAAGUACGGUCCGUCAGAGAGCGGCCGCCCUGCCGUCGACGGUUCUCUUGACAGGUUAACUUUCGCCUUUUUUGGUUACUUUCCCCAAGGACAUCGCUUUUUACCAACACUUUUUUUUUUCAAAAAUGGGAAAGUUGAAUAAAAUAAUAACUCCAACGAGUUGCUAAACGGUGCUAACGAGGAUUAUAACACUUGCGAUGGAGCAGGGGGGUGGAUUACCGUAUUAGGCAAGUAAUUAAGUGGAUAAGACGCAACCUGAACACACCUGGGAGUGAGAUAAUGGCAUAUUGGAGAGGCAGAAAACAAAGACCAUUUAUCCUGAGAAACACUGUUGACUCUGAACGAAAAUUAUGAUUAUUCCGCCGAAAAGGAAUUUUGCAAACAUUAGAAGGUCAUCAUUAAUGAAAGAUAUAAGACCAGAAAAAUGUCAAGAAGUGAAGAUGCUUGGUUAAAAAUUAGCUUUUCCUGGUUUUUAAUGGAAAGCUUUAAAUCUUCGAGAAGUUUCCAAACUUCUUCAGCAUUUAGAAGUUAGACCUAAUAAGGUUGAAGGUUUAGAAAUCUUUCAUCAUUAGGCUUUUUUUUAAACAACCUCAGUUUUGUGAAACUGUUCCUUAACCAAGCUUGUAAAUUUUGUCGAGUCGCCUGGACCUUCGUGAUUCCUAUAGAUGAAUGUUACUAGGAUACUCAAUAAUGAUCUUCCUAUUAGAACUUCCUUAUCCAUUAUCUUAAAAAACAUAGUUUUCAAAAAUGGAAGGUGUAUAUUUCAAAGAUCUGCUUCCAAAUCUCAGUUUUGCGCUUUUUCAUAUGAAGGAUGAUUUUAGUUUUUAAUUUCGAAUUCUUUGUUUUUCUGCUGGAACCUUGAGGUUUCCCUUGAUUGCCUUCCCGUUCGGUCUUGAACUUUCUCAGAAGUUGUACUUUGUAAAAAAAGUUUUCCCUUGGAGUUGUCAAGCGUGCCGGUGUGUACCGGGGUUCUCUCGACACGGUCUAGCGGUGCGAGACAAGACUAGAAGAUCUUGGCCGAGCAUCGUCGCCAAGAAUGGCACCGGCGGCGCAAAACAAGAAAAGAUUUUUUUCGCUGAUUUUCAUCGCAAUUCAGAUGAGAAUCUUCCACUUUUUUUGGACACCUAUCGCCGCUGGGAUCUACACGGUCUUGACCCGAAAUUGCGUCAAAUUCUACGCUUUUUUCAUUGCCACACGGACGACCGCAAGCCGAACAACGACAUGCCUUCCGACGGUGUAAGUUGCACUCUUUUUUUUUUCUCAAAGUCCUUGAGGCGGACAACGUUUGAGGUAGACUUUUUGCAAUAAAAGGUACCGUAUCUUCUAUGAGGAGUUGCGUUUGAGAUAUGGAAGAAUCGAAAAAGGCAAAAUUUUUGAAAAAAGAACGAAUUUUUUCAUAUUAGCUUUUUCAUCCAUUAACCUCGAAAUAUUCUGAGUAUAAUCUGGCAAGGGAAGAUUUUUAAAAAAGGCAUGUAGUCAGGUUUCUUUCAAAUUUUAUUUUCCCUCAAAAACUUUGACUUGAGUCUUUGUUUUGAUUACAGUUUCAGCCAAAAGAAUAGUAGUUACUAUGAGUUUGCAAGCUUUAAAGCUGUCUUUUGAACCAAAAAUGCUCAAAAUCUAAAUAACCAAUAUUUUUUUUCUCAGAGAGAAUGCGUUUCGAUCCACAUCGGCCAAGCCGGCGCUCAAAUCGGGAAUGCUUGCUGGGAACUCUACUGCAUGGAACACGGACUCGACCAGAACGGUUUUCUGAGCGAAGAAUGCAACAAGCAGCAGGUGCGUGUCUUUUUCAAAAUCUUUUCGAAAAAAAUUUUGUUUGCCCUUGAAAAUUGAGUUAAAUGACCGUGACAAGACAUUUAGUCGCUGCAAGCGUUUUACUCGGAGUCGAGUAACGGCAAACACGUGCCGAGAGCCAUCUACAUCGACCUUGAGCCCACCGUGCUGGGUGAGAGAAAGUUUUUUUGUUCGAAAAUUUGGAAGAUAAAUUUGAAAAAAAAGAUACGCCAGCCAGAGCGGUCAGAAGUCUUUCCCGAAAGGUUGGGAUCUGCGACUUUUCUCAAAGUCAGAACAAUUUAUCGUGAAUCGAAUUUGAAGGUUUAUAAUCUUCGAAACUUUAAGCCAGACAUCUUAAUAUCAUUGAGCAUAUUCUGAAGCAAAGGUUCAGCAAUAGUUCUUAACCAAGAAGGUUAUUGCUUCCUUCCUUUGCAAUCUUUUGAAUUCACCUUUUUUAAAAACUAGGCCUUGGGUGCAAGCUGUGGGCGACCAUUUCAUGAUUAUUCCAAAUUGAAGAUGAGAUUCGGAACGGCGCAUAUUCCGGAUUAUUCCAUCCGGAUCAGAUCAUAAGUGGAAAAGAAGACGCGGCAAACAACUACGCCCGCGGGCAUUACACGAUUGGCAAGGAGUUGGUCGACGUUGUGCUCGACAGAAUCCGCAAGCAGGUUCAAUCCGAUACACGAUUAUCUAAAAAUAGUGCAAUUUUGGUUUCAGACAGAAAACUGCGAAGGAUUACAAGGAUUUCUCGUGUUCCAUUCGUUUGGAGGCGGUACUGGCAGUGGUUUCAGCUCCCUUCUUAUGGAGAGACUUUCUGUGGAAUAUGGGAAGAAAAGCAAGCUGGAGUUCAGGUUGACUGCUGAAAAGCAUUACUUACUAGAAAAAUCAUCAAGUAUUGAUAUUGAAACAGGGAAAUGAUUUAAAAUGCAAAAACUUAAGAAACAGCUUUGUAAGCAUGUUACGUCGUAUAAAAUUAACCUAUUUUUAAAUUUUCAGUGUCUAUCCAGCUCCUCAAGUCUCGACAUCCGUCGUAGAGCCAUACAACUCAAUUUUGACCACCCACACAACUUUGGAACUCUCCGAUUGCUCAUUUAUGGUCGAUAAUGAAGCCAUUUACGAUCUCUGCAGACAGAAGCUUCAUGUCGAUGUAACAUCCUCAAACAUUCAUAAAUUUUUAUUGGCUUCAGAGACCGUCCUAUUCUAACUUAAACCGCUUGAUUGCCCAAGUCGUGUCUUCAAUCACAGCUUCCUUGCGCUUCGAUGGUGCUCUGAACGUCGAUUUGAACGAAUUCCAGGUGCAAGAAAGUGCCGAUAAAUCGAAUUUGGAGAUUUUGCAGACAAACUUGGUACCGUAUCCCAGAAUACACUUUCCUCUGGCAACCUACGCCCCAGUUAUCUCCGCCGACCGAGUGAGAUUUGCAUCUUGAAAAGAAAAAACAGGAGAAAAAAGUUCUCAAGGUUUGCGGUAUCCCGAAGAUUACCGCAGAACGAAAUUGAAGUUUUCGAGAGAGUGAAAAACUUCGAAUGAUAUCCGUUUUGGAACCCUUUUUCAUUUGAAGAACGCACAAAUAGUCACUAAUUUUCAAACAGCUGCGUAAUCAUUGAUUUGAUGUCGUUUUUGAACUAACCCGACCAAAUACAACUUGAGCCUUUUGACAUCAUGAAACUAUGUUUACCGUUUCCUUAAGCUUGCUUCGUUUAAACUUUUAUAUUACAAAUAAAAUUAACAUGGUGAACGAUUCCAAGUGCGGCCAAGGCGUUUGAGGUUCAACCUAGAAAAAUGAAAGUUUUCAUGAUGAUGAGAACUUAAAUUCCAAAAUUCCAGGCCCAUCACGAGCCUCUCUCCGUUCAAGACAUCACUCACAUGUGCUUCGAAAAAGCCAACCAAAUGGUAAAAUGCGAUCCAAGUGCCGGAAAAUACAUGGUUUAAUCCACCCUUGAAAAAAAUAAUUAUUUUUGAUUAACAGGCCGUUUGCCUACUUUAUCGUGGUGAUGUCGUGCCGAAAGAUGUUAACGCCGCGAUAUCGUCGGUGAAAUCGAAAAGAGGCAUCAACUUUGUGGACUGGUGAUUUUUGAAAUAUAUUCACCCGAUUUUUUUCUCCGAGUAAAUCAAAAAACCUGAAUUUUUUUUUCUUUGUUUCGAGGCCGUUUGGGCAACUUUUUGCAUGAAAAUUUUUUUCCAGGUGCCCAACCGGCUUCAAAGUUGGUAUCAACUACCAGCCACCAAUCACCGUAGAAGGAGGCGAUCUUGCCAAGGUCAUUCGGAAUUUUCAUUAAACUGAUUUAACUUUUUUUUUUGAGGUCCAUCGUGCCGUCUGCAUGUUGUCCAAUACAACUGCCAUUGGGGAAGCUUGGGCUCGUCUUGACCACAAAUUCGACCUCAUGUACUCCAAAAGAGCCUUCGUGCACUGGUUUGUUGGAGAAGGUUAUAUAUUCGCGAUUUUCCAAAAAAAUAAUUCUGAAAUACUUCCAGGUAUGGAAGAAGGCGAGUUUGUAGAGGCUCGGGAUGAUUUGGCAGCCUUGGAGAAAGAUUAUGCUGAGGUGAAACUUUUUCAAUCAAAUUAGGUUGAAAUUUGAACUUAUAGGUCAGCAAGGACACAGCGGAGCUUGACGAGGAGAACGACGAGUAUUGA
This is a messenger RNA of Caenorhabditis auriculariae, 4425 nucleotides long. The record is from the annotation of a GenBank genome assembly. Lineage: Eukaryota; Metazoa; Nematoda; Chromadorea; Rhabditida; Rhabditidae.